AUGUUACCGUACAUUUUUCCUGUUGUAUGGAGGGAUGCAACCGGUCGAGAGCUGAGCGGAGUAAUCGAUAUCGAAAGCUCCGACUUUUGUGAAAUGGACAACGAGGAGAUAGUUGUGCGAGACUUGGUUGACAUUUUAAACAGGAAACUGGAGAGCUCCGAUAAGGAUAGGGAGGUGACACGUAUCAUGUUGCACGGUAUGCGGCUAGACAACGAUCUUGCAUUGAGUCGUGUUGUUCCGGAACUAGCAGGAAGUAGUCCUCGCUUUAUUGCGACGACACAAAAAACUCGCGUCCAACGGGUUACCAUGACACUGUUUGUCAAAACGUUGACCGGAAAGACGGUAUCGAUCAAGUGCUCCCCGGCGGACAGCGUGCACUACAUUCAGAUGCAAAUUGAGGACAAAGAAUACAUACCCUAUGAGCAGCAGCGCCUCGUAUUUACCGGCAGGCAACUAGAAAGCGGCUUUACGCUAUCGCAUUACGAUAUUGGCAAAGAAAGCACGCUCCACUUGGUAUUGAUGUUGCGUGGUGGAUGUAACCUUCGCACCUUCGCCGAUGUCACGGACGGCUCGCUUCUAACUGCGGUGGAAUUUUCAUUGAAAGCCCCAAAGUGGCGUGUCUGCAGUAGAGGUGUGAAUGUUGAAGGUCGUUGUAAGAAUCGAAGCUGUCGUGCGUUUGGAAGCAUGAUCGUUGAUCCUAAAGGGUUUGUGCUCUUCAAUCUUAUCCAAGAUGACGUCCGAUGCCCGAUGUGUCGUUGGAAAGUGGUUCCUGUCACAUGUGGGUUAUACGACUGUUGCUGGCGUUACGAAGGGAUCAAGGCAAGUGAUAACGUCUCGGUGUGCUCGAAGUGGAAAGACGCUCGAGGACACGUGUAUCACCGCUUCGACUGUGAUGAGAACGGAGGGACUGUCGAAUGGGAAAGCCUCCUGAUGGCAGUGAAGCCAGUAGAUGAAGCAGUAAAAUGCAAGCUGGUAUGUUCGUCGGAAUCAACCUCCAUCACUCCAGGAGACAAGUGCACAAUUUGCUGGUCUCCCUUCGGACCCCGCUCGAAAGAUUCGCAUACGACCUCGCAUUGCGGCCACACGUUUCACCGCGUUUGCUCACAGAAGUGGACUAGGUGGUGUGAGCGCAACGACACCCAGCCAAGCUGCCCUAUCUGUUGCGAAAUGCGUCGGGACCGACGUCGUAUACCUCUACGGUGGUGA
Peronospora matthiolae is the source of this 1206-nucleotide messenger RNA. The record is from the annotation of a GenBank genome assembly. Lineage: Eukaryota; Oomycota; Peronosporomycetes; Peronosporales; Peronosporaceae.